AUGAAAAUAGGACAAUGUCCGGUACCGCUGCCGAGUCUCUUUGUGGAGGCGGUGAAGGCGCGCAUCAACGACACGACGCCCAGCGUGGUGGUCAUCCCACGCGACCCCUCGCCAGACGCGGUGGGCCAGGCGGCGCAGGUGGACUUCCUGAGCCUGCGCGAGGUGACGCCCGCCGGCGGUUGGGUGCAGACUGGGAGCGGUACAAACAACACGAGCUCCACGACCACCUUCACGAGCCGGCUGGCCAACAACGCCACGCUGGCCUACGAGUUCGCCACGUUCGACGCCGACACCGCCCUCACCCUCGGUACCUUCCUCAUGUUGGAGCAGGAUUAUGUGUAG
Molecule: messenger RNA, 342 nt
Organism: Acanthamoeba castellanii str. Neff
Lineage: Eukaryota; Discosea; Longamoebia; Acanthamoebidae
Exons: 2
Coding region: 1-342 (113 amino acids)
Source: RefSeq, a predicted model, not a curated record